Molecule: messenger RNA, 2583 nt
Organism: Carica papaya (papaya)
Lineage: Eukaryota; Viridiplantae; Streptophyta; Magnoliopsida; Brassicales; Caricaceae
Product: kinesin-like protein KIN-13B
Biological process (GO): microtubule depolymerization; microtubule-based movement
Cellular component (GO): microtubule
Molecular function (GO): microtubule binding; ATP binding; microtubule motor activity
Source: RefSeq, a predicted model, not a curated record
AUUCAAAAGUGUUAUCUCCAACUAGUCCAACAACCACUCCGCUUCAUUCCUGCUUGUCUUAAAAACUCCGAUCUCUGUUUCUCUCUCUAUACGUACAGAUACAGACUCAGAAUUGAUUUCUAGUGAGAGAAAGAGAAGAUGAAUGCGGUGGGGGGACAGAUUUCGAGAUCCAAUCCGACGGCGCAUAAUCAGCGACAGUACUCCGAUAACUUUCUAGAACCACAGGUUACUGGAAAAUGGCUGCAAUCAGCCAAUCUUCCUUCCUCACAGGACUUCGGGUUCUACGGUGGAGGAGGCUGUGCAAGGUCGUCAAGCCUCAGGAAGAACGGCGACGAACGCUUGUCACCCGGUGAGCUCAGCCCUGGCUUGCUCGAUCUUUAUUCUUUCGACACCGAGCUGUUACCCGAGGUUCCUAGUCAAUAUGACUCCUAUUCAUUUCAGCAACAACUUCGAGGUAAGAGUUUUGACGAUUAUGAAUCCAAUCUUGCAACAAACAAAGCUACCAACAAAGCCCAAGGUUUGCCAGAGAACAACAUUCUCAAAAGCUUUUCAGUGGAUAAAGACAGAUCUAACAAUGUUGCUAAGAUCAAAGUUGUGGUGCGGAAGAGACCUUUAAAUAAAAAGGAAAUAGCAAAGAAAGAAGAAGACAUUAUUACCAUAGAACCUAACUCCAAUUAUCUCACAGUUCAUGAAACUAAACUAAAGGUUGACUUGACAGAAUAUGUUGAGAAACAUGAAUUUGUUUUUGAUGCUGUCUUGAAUGAAGAUGUUUCAAAUGAAGAAGUAUACUCGGAAACUGUGGAGCCCAUAGUUCCACUAAUUUUUCAUCGAACAAAAGCAACCUGCUUUGCUUAUGGGCAAACAGGGAGCGGAAAAACGUACACGAUGCAACCACUGCCCCUCAAGGCAUCCCAAGAUAUUCUAAGAUUGAUGCAUUUCACAUACCGAAAUCAAGGUUUUCAUUUGUUUGUCAGUUUCUUUGAGAUAUAUGGAGGGAAGCUUUUUGAUCUCCUCAAUGAUCGCAAGAAACUUUGCAUGAGAGAGGAUGGGAAACAACAGGUUUGCAUUGUGGGUUUGCAAGAAUAUAAGGUUUCAGAUGUUGAGGCAAUUAAAGAGUUCAUUGAGAAAGGAAAUGCUACAAGAAGCACAGGUACAACUGGUGCAAAUGAGGAGUCCUCUCGGUCGCAUGCUAUUCUUCAGCUUGCUAUCAAGAGGUCGUCUGAUGGCAGUGAAUCAAAGCCAUUUCGCAUGGUAGGGAAGCUGUCUUUCAUAGAUCUUGCUGGAAGUGAACGUGGGGCAGAUACUACCGAUAAUGAUAAACAAACAAGAAUGGAAGGUGCUGAAAUUAAUAAAAGCUUACUGGCUUUGAAAGAGUGCAUUAGGGCUCUUGAUAAUGACCAGGGUCACAUCCCUUUCAGAGGGAGUAAGCUGACUGAAGUUCUUAGAGAUUCAUUUGUAGGGGAUUCGCGCACUGUCAUGAUAUCAUGCAUUUCUCCGAGCUCGGGAUCAUGUGAACAUACACUCAACACUCUAAGAUAUGCCGACAGGGUGAAGAGUCUCUCAAAAGGGAGUACCUUGAAGAGGGAUCCACUAUCUUCAUCAAACCUUAGAGAUUCAACAGCAUUGCCCCUCUCUUCUACUUUGCCAACGGAACCAACUUUUGAGGAUAACGUAACUAACUUCAACAGUGAAAGACAUUCGGUGUUCAGACAGAUUGAAAGGGAACCAUCUCCGCCUUUUAGAGUGGAUCAUGUUCGUAGUGGAAGGGCUGAGGAAAAUCCGGUUUAUUCCAAAUAUUUAGAUUAUUGCCAGGGUGAGAGAGGUGGUAAAACUGACAUGUUGGAGGAUGAUUUUGUUUAUCCUGAGGAGGUCUAUGAUCGGGAUAAACCAUCACGGGUGAACAGUAAAUGGAGUGAAACCUACCGAAACUUGGCCUUGGAAGAGAGGCAGAAAAGUGAGGUACCUAUGAAGCAGAAGGAUCCCUUAGCAUUUGAGGCUAAGAACUCUCAUUUGGAUGAUGAUCUAGAUGCCUUGUUGAAGGAAGAAGAAGACCUUAUAUCUGCUCACCGAAGACAAGUAGAAGAGACAAUAGACAUUGUUCGGGAGGAGAUGAAUCUGUUAAUUGAUGCGGAUCAACCAGGCAAUCAGCUGGAUGAUUAUAUAUCCAAGUUAAAUGCCAUUCUGUCUCAGAAAGCUGCGGGAAUUCUACAGCUGCAGACUCGAUUAGCUCUGUUUCAGAGACGUCUGAAUGAGCAAAAUGUUCUGAUGUCUUCUGGUAACUAAACAACUGGGUGAGAGCAUAUGAUGAAAGCCAUAAAUUUGUUUAGGCUUUUGUCCGAUCAACAGGUACAUUGUGGUUUUCAUUUUGCUGGUUAGUCGAUAUUACGUUUAUAGAAUAGUAGGACUGAAGUUGCAUUUCCUUGGUAUGAUUUUCUUAAUGCUCAUUGGCAUGACAGCCUUGUGAAAGUUUUCCCAAGUGUUUACUUACGAUCUAUAAUGAAGCGCCCUUCUCGGGUUGUUUUAUCAUAUGAUUUUAGAAACUGUAUAUGUGGAGGAUAUCUUAUGAAAUUGAAUUUUAAAUGA